AUGUUAAACAUUGCAAUGCAGAAACAUAGUAACAACCGCGGUAAAUUAAUUCUUUGUUUUCGUGAAUUUUACAUUAGUUCUCGAUUCUAUUCGAUGAGUGAAUUUCUUAUUCGUAUAAAAACAUCUGAUAAAAAUAUAAAUGAUUAUAAUAAAAUAAUUUCAUUACGAAUCUAUGAUGAUAAACAUCAAUCAAGUGAAGAAAUAAUUUUAAAAAAAUCUGAAAUAGAAAAUGAAAAUAUUAAUAUAUAUCAUAUUCGAAUACAACAAAAAUUAAAUGAAACAAUACAAAGACUUAAAUUACAUUCAAUACAAAUUCAUCAACAACAACAAUCGGAAGAUGAUAAUAAAAAUGAACGAAUAUUUUUGAAAUGGAUUGAAGUAAAUGAUCUUAAUACAAAACAUACAUUUUGUUUUCCAAUCAAUGAUUAUUUACCAUCAAGUCCUGGUGAUGUAUUAGAAUUAACUAAAGUAUAUCAAGAUAAAACUUGCGAAAAAAAUACAGAUAAUCAAACAUUAUUUAAAAUACGAACACGAGUCGGUCAUAAAGGUCUUCUUGCUUUUCAUAUAAGUGGAACAGAUGUAAAAGUUUAUAUACGUUUGUAUGAAGGUGAAAAAGUUUCAGAUGAUAUUUUAUUAAAUAAUUCCUUAACACAUAAUAAUCCAUUUGAAAGUGGUCAUACCGAUGUAUUUGAAAUUGGUAUUUCACAAGAUAUUGUAUCUCCAGAUCGUAUUGAAAUAUUUUCUAAUGAAAAAAAACAUGAUGGAUUAUAUUUAAAAUGGAUUGAAAUUAUGAAUAUGAAUACAUUAGAACGGAAAUGUUUUCCUGUUAAUCGAUCGAUUGAUUUAAAAGAAGAAAGUCAUAUUAUAUUAACAAAUUUUAUUAUCGAUGAAUCAUGUGAAGAAAAUGAAUAUCGUGAACAUCAUAUUCAUGAUCAAUAUAAAACUGAAUAUAUUAUUCGUACUAAAACAAGUCUUAAUCAACCAUUAAAUAGUACUAAUACUCAUGCAAAUAUUUAUUUAAAAAUUUAUGAUCAUAAAAAGAAACAUACAGAAGAUUUGUUAUUAAGUAAUUCGAAACAUCAAACAAAUCCUUUUCAAGCAGGACAAAUUGAUAAAUUUCAUAUUGGUUCAAUUCAAUUAAUGGAUGAUAGUAUUGAUAAAAUUGAAUUAUGGCAUGAUAAUAAAUCGAAUUUUAAUUGGUUUUGUCAAUGGAUUGAAAUAAAAAAUAAGAAAACAGAUAGUAUAAAAUGUUUUGGUGUUAAUCGGCUUUUAUCACAAAAACUUAUUCUUACUAUUCAUUCAAAUUAUCCAUGUGAUAAAAUCGAACAUGAAUUAUAUGAUUUAACUAAAAAUGUAGCUAUCGAUAAUCAAUAUUCUCAUUUUCAAACAUCAAAUAAAAAUGAAUUUAUUAAAAAAUAUUUAAUAAAAAUAAAAACUGGAAAUAAAUCAUUAUCAACAACGAAUGCUCAUGUAUUUAUUCGUUUAUAUGAUAAUGAAAAUCGUUCAUCUGAAGAUAUUCUACUUGAUCAAACAGUUACAAAUAAAAUUCCAUUUCAAAAACAUGCAAUAGAUGAAUUCCAUGCGGGUACAUUAAAAAAUUUAUCGGAUUUACAAAAAAUUCGUUUAUGGUAUACCGAUGGAAGAAAUGAAAAAUGGAAUAUUGAAUGGUUACAAGUAAAUGAUAUCGAUGCUAAUCGUUUGUAUUGUUUUCCAGUAAAUAAACGAUUUGAUUCAAAUUCAGAUGAUAUUGUAUUAACUGAAUAUACUAUAAAUGAACCUUGUUCAACAAUAUCUUCACAAUAUAAACGAACAUAUCAUGUUGAAACUAAAACAGGCAAACGAGGUUUUCUUAAUUUAUCUCCUACAGGUACGAAUUCAAAUGUAUAUAUGCGAAUACAUGAUAAAAAUGGACAAAUAUCAGAACCAAUUGAACUUAAUAAAUCUCUUAAUCAUAAAAAUAAAUUUGAACGAGGACAAACAGAUGAAUUUGAUGUUGGUUCUAUUCAAUCAUUAGAUGAAAUUAAUAAACUUGAAUUAUGGCAUGAUAAUUCUGGUAUUGGACGUGGAUGGUUUGUAGAUUAUAUAGCUAUAACAGAUAAUAAAACUGGUGAUGAAGCAUGCUUUUUUAUUGGAGAAUAUUUAAAUAAAGAAAAUGGUGGUGUAGAAGAAAAACAUCUUAUAUUAGAUAAACAAACAGUUGGUAAUCGUCCAUGUCGUGAACAUCAAUUUGAUGGUGAUGAAUUAACAAUUGAUGAAACUAUACCAGCAGUUUUCAAGCAAACAUACCGUAUCGAAACAAAAACAGGUCAUUCUGGUACUAACACACCUGUAUUUAUUCGUAUUUAUGAUAAUAAUGAUAAAAUAUCUGAACCAAUUCAACUUAAAAAUUCAUUAAAUCAUAAAAAUAAAUUUGAACGAGAACAAACAGAUCAAUUUGAUGUUGGUACUCGUAUAGAUCUUGAAGGUGUAAAAAAACUCGAAUUAUGGUAUGAAAAUGAUGGAUGGGGAAUAGAUUAUAUUGUAGUUAUUGAUAAUAAAACAAAAGAUUCAUAUUGUUUUGUUAUUAAUGAAAUGUCGAAUAAAACUUCUGACUCGAAAAAUACACAUAUUUUACUUGAAUAUCCAUCCAUAAACGUUCUAUGUUCAAAAAACAAUGAUAAGAUUGAAAGAAAUUUUACUAUCAAAACUAAAACAGGUAAUCAUAUAGAAGCUGGUUCAACAACACCUAUUCAUAUUCAAUUAUUUGAUGAUCAAGAACAAAAAUCUGAAUAUAUUCGUCUUAAACAACAAGAUCAUGAUAAACAUAAUUUCGAGCCAGGAGCUAUCGAUGAAUUUGAAGUAACAUCAUCUCAACUACUCUCGAAUAAACUAGUUGGUAUUCGUGUAAAACAUAAUGCUAAUAAAUAUCAAGGAUGGUAUUGCGAAUGGAUUGAAAUUACUGAUAAAGAUAAUAAUAAAAUUUAUUGUUAUCCUAUUCAACGAUGGAUAGAUAAAGCUGAAAAUGAUAAAAAAACUGAUAUAUAUUUUACUGAUGUUUCAAAUGUACCAUGCCAUACAAUGUCUCAAUUAUCAACUAUAUCUUUCAAAAAUACUUAUCAUAUAAAAACUAAAACAGGAAAAAAUAACUUUCCUGAUAAAGGAAUUUUUAUUCGAAUUAUUGAUAAAAAUGGAAAUAUUUCUGAGAAUCUUCAAUUAAAUAGUUCAACUGAACAUACUGGAACUAGUAAACAAUUGAAUAGUAUUGAUCAAAUUGAAUUAUGGACUGAUGGGAAAGAUUUCGAUAGUGGAUGGUUAUGUGAAUAUAUUGAAAUUACUGAUAAUCAAACGGGUGAUAUUGCAUGUUUUCCUGUUAAUCAAUAUUUAAAUCAAAAGAAUGGUGGAAGCGAAAGAAAUCCAUUGAAAUUAAAACGAAGAAUAGGUGAUCGAUCUUGUCAAGAAAUAAUCGAAAAGAAUAAUACGAAUGAUAAUGAAUCAAUUAGUAAAUACAAAAGUACAUAUUCAAUAAUAACUAAAACAGGUCAAACUGGAACUAAUGCUCCUGUAUUUAUUCGUAUACAUGAUACUAAAGGUAAAAUAUCUGAAGCAAUUCAAUUAGAAAAUUCUACAAGACACACAAAUAAAUUCGAAAGAAAUCAAAUUGAUCAAUUUGAUAUUGGAACAUUGGAAAUGCUUGAAGGAAUAUCACGAGUUGAAUUAUGGCAUGAAGGAAAUAAAAAUAAUGGUUGGCAAGUUGAAUAUAUUCAACUGAUUGAUAAUCAAACAAAUACAUCUUAUUGUUUUCCUGUUCAUGGUUUAAAACAAACUCAUAUUCUUCUUGAAAGACCAUUAAUUAAUGUAUCUUGUUCUGAACAAAUGAAUACAGAUAUAAUUAGUCCAAAGAAAAUGAAAAAGACGAAGGAUAAAUAUGAACGAAAUUUUACUAUUCGAACAAAAACUGGUAAUCAAAUUGAAGCAAGUUCAACAACACCUAUUCAUAUUCAAUUAUUUGAUGAUCAAGAACAAAGUUCAGAAGAUAUUCGUUUGAAAUAUCAUGAUCAUGAUAAACAUAAUUUCGAAUCAGGAGCUAUUGAUGAAUUUCGAGUAACAUCUCAUCAACCGUUAUCAAAUAAACUAGUUGGUAUUCGUAUUAAACAUAAUGCUGAUAAAUAUCAAGGAUGGUAUUGCGAAUGGAUAGAAAUUAUUGAUGAAGAUAAUCAACAAACUUAUUGUUAUUCAAUACAACGAUGGAUAGAUAAAGCUGAAAAUGAUAAAAAAACUGAUGUGUAUUUCAAUAAUUUAUCAAAUGUUCCAUGCAAUUCUUUAUCUAAUACAAUGAUUUCAAUUACUGAAAAAUCGUAUGAUACCGAAUCACACACAUCUCAAAGAUCUUCUAUACCAUAUCAAAGUACUUAUCAUGUAGAAACGAAAACAGGCAAGAAAGGUUUUCUUAGUUUAUCACCUACUGGUACAAAUGCUGAUGUAUACAUUCAAAUAAUUGAUCAUGAUGGUAGUAAAUCAGAACCAAUGCAAUUAAAAAAAUCUAUUGAUCAUAAUAAUCAAUUCGAACGUGGUCAAACUGAUGAAUUCGAUAUUGGCUCAAUAAAACAACUAAAUGGUAUAAAACAAUUAGAAAUUUGGACGAAUGAAAAAGGUUUAGGACAUGGAUGGUAUGCUGAAUAUAUUAUUGUUACAGAUAAUAAAAGAAAUGAAGAAGCAUGUUUCUUGAUCGAUGCAUUUUUAAAUAAAAAGAAUGGUGGUGUCAUUGGUAAUCAUCUUAUAUUGAACAAAGAAACAAAUAAUAUUUCAUGCCGUGAGAAAUAUCAAGAAGAAGAAGAUGAUAUUGAUACUAUACAAACACGUCAAAUGAAAGCUAUUCGGCCAGUUACAGAUUCUUCAUCAAUGAUUCUUUAUAAAAGAACUUAUAAUGUUAAUACGAAAACAGGUCAUGAAGGAUCGUUGAAUACUGAUGCAGAUGUUCAUUUACGAAUUUAUGAUAAAACAGGUCAUAUAUCUGAACCAAUUUCAUUACGCCGUUCAACAAAACAUUCAAAUCCAUUUGAAAAGGGCAAUUUAGAUUCAUUUGAUAUUGGUACACAAGAAUCUCUUGAAAGUAUUGCUAAAAUUGAAUUAUAUCAUGAUGGACCAAGUCUUGAUCGUGAAUGGGAUAUGGAAUAUAUUACUAUUCUUGAUAAUCUUACAGGACAUACUUAUUGUUUUUCAUCUGAUAAAUUGAUUCGUAAUUCUGAACAUAUAAUACUAGAUGUACCAUGUGAAGAAAUUAAUAAAGAACAAAUGAAAUCGAAGAUUAUUGAUACAAAAGAUAAACAAAAACGUAGUUUUUCUGUACGAACUAAAACUGGUUCUCAUGUAGAAGCUGGUUCAACAACACCCAUCUAUCUUCGUCUAUUCGAUGAUCAAUUUCAAAAAUCUGAAAAAAUUCGUUUAAAACAAAAAGAUAAAGAUGGACAUCAUUUUCAAUCAGGAUCCAUAGAUGAAUUUCAUAUUACAUCUGAUAAACCAUUCAAUAAGUUAACUGCUAUUGAAAUUUCACAUACUGCUGAUAAAUAUCAAGGAUGGUAUGGUGAAUGGAUAUCAAUAACUGAUAAUGAUACAAAUGAAAUAUAUUGUUUUCCUUUACAACGUUGGUUAGAUAAAGGAGAAUUAGAUGGAAAAACUGAUGUCUAUUUAAAAUAUAUUCCAACUACAAUUCCUUGUGAACAAUUACCCGAUACAAUGAAAAGACGAAGUUUAUUACGAACUACACCUAUUGAAAAAUUAGAAUCUAAAAAUUCUAUAGAAGAAUAUAAAACAAUAUAUCAUGUUCAAAUAAAAACAGCAAAAAAAGGUCUUUUAGGUUUAGCACCUACAGGUACCGACGCUAAUGUAUUUAUUCGAAUUCAUGAUAAUAAUGGAAAUAUAUCUGAACCAAUUGAACUUAAAGAAUCUAUUGAUCAUAAAAAUAAAUUUGCUCGUGGAAAAAUAGAUGAUUUCGAUGUUGGAUCUAUUCAUGAGUUAAAUGGUGUUGAUAAACUUGAAUUAUGGACUGAUGGUAAAGGUAUUGGUAAUGGUUGGUAUCCAGAAUAUGUUCAAAUAGCUGAUCAAAAGACAGGUGAAAUCAGUUGUUUUAUCAUUGAACAAUAUUUAAAUGAAAAAUAUGGUGGAGUAAAGAAUGAUCAUUUAAUAUUUAGUAAACAAAAAGAUAAUCGAUUAUGUAAUGAAUUAAAAAAUGAUGAUACAUUGAAUUCCUAUGAAAAAGAAAGAUUUCAAGUAGAAAUCAAAACAGGAUUGAACGACAUUGGACAUGAUGCUUCAGUAUUUAUUCAAAUUUCUGAUAAUAAUGAUCGUAAAUCUGAUGUAAUUCAAUUAAAACAUUCAAUUAAACAUCGAACUAAAUUUCAACGAAAUCAAACAGAUAAUUUUCUUAUUGAUACUGAAGAGCCACUUGAUGGUGUUUCUAAACUUGAUUUAUGGUAUAAAGGAAAUAAAAAUGAUAAAUGGCGAGUUGAUUAUAUUAAUAUAACUGAUAAUAAAACAAAUAUUUCCUAUUGUUUUCCAAUUAAUGCAAUACUUGAUUUAACACAAUCAAAUUUUCAUUUUGAAAAUCCAUUAAUUAAUGUAUCUUGUAAAGAAGAGAAUGAACUAAGUUAUACAUCAAUAUCGAAAAAACUUAAAUCAGAUAGAUUAUCUCGUAAUUAUACAGUUCAAACAAAAACAGGUAAUCAUCCAUCAGCUGGUUCAACAACUCCAAUUCAUCUUCAAUUAAUUGAUAUUUAUGAUAAAAAAUCGAAAGAUAUUCGUCUUAAAAAGAAAGAUAUGGAAGGUCAUCAUUUUGCACCAGGAAAUAUUGAUGAAUUUAAAAUUUCAUUAUCGGAAUCAUUAUCAAUAUUAAAAGCAAUUAAACUUUCACUUGAUGCUGAUAAAUAUCAAGGUUGGUAUGGUGAAUGGAUCUCAAUAACCGAUAAUGAUACAAAUGAAAUCUAUUGUUUUCCAAUACAACGUUGGUUAGAUAAAGGUGAAGAUGAUCAUAAAACUCAUGUUAUUUUAUAUCAACAAUCUGAUAGUCCUUGUAAUCAAUUACCUGAUUCAAUGCUUAUUUCAUCUUCACCAAUAAAUAACGAAGAAAAUAUGAGAACUUCUACUACUGAUCAAGAAUUUCAAAUAUGUACACAAACAGCUGAUAAAUCAUUACAAGGCAAACCAGGAUAUAAUGCUAAUGUUUAUCUAAAUUUAUAUGAUAAAAAUAAUAAACAAUUAGGUGAUUCUAUUCGUCUUGAAAGCUCUAAAAAUCAUAAAAUACCAUUUCAAAAACAUCAUACAGAUAAAUUUAAUAUAACAUUAUCGAAUAUAACUAUCUUUGAUAUUGAUCGAAUUGAUCUUUAUCAUGACGGGCAAAAUGAUGGAUGGUUUUGUGAUUUUGUUGAAUUAAAAAAUCUUCAAACAAAUCAAACAAAAUGUUUUUCUGUUCAUCAAUGGUUAGAUAAAAUAUCUGAUAAUAUGCAUUUUUCAAUGACUAACUAUCAAACGAUUUCUUGUGAUGAUAAACGAUAUAACAGAAAUAUUUCGAAUUAUUAUUAUUAUACUGUACGUAUUAAAACAAAUCAAACAAAUUUAUUACCCAAUGAUUUUGUUCAUGUUUCUUUAAAACUUUUUGGUAAAAUUCAUCAAACUGAACAAAUUCAAUUAGAUCAAACUAUUGAUAAUCAACAAGCAUUUCAUCGAAAUAAUUCUAUUGAUACAUUUGAAAUUCGUACGCCUACAAAAUUAAAUUCGCUUGAAAAAAUUGAAUUUUAUUAUGAAUUUCAAAUAAAUUAUGGAAAACUUUCAUUAGAAUGGAUUGAAAUAACAAAUUUGUCGAAUGGAAUUAUUUCUUGUUUUCCAAUCAAUCGUAUAUUAACACAAUUGAAUAAUAAUAAACGAAUUCAACAAAUCUUAACUCUUACUGAAUUCACGAAUAAAUCUUGUUCGGAUUAA
Molecule: messenger RNA, 7950 nt
Organism: Adineta steineri
Lineage: Eukaryota; Metazoa; Rotifera; Eurotatoria; Adinetida; Adinetidae
Source: the annotation of a GenBank genome assembly